AUGAACUUUAACCAGAUUUGCCGUAUCACUAUUGGAACAUUCCAUGCUGGUCUCAGCAUACAACAGCUUUUUUUAAACAACAACAAAGUGAAGCUGCUUGAAACACAUUGUCUGGAUAAUUUGACUUCACUUGAGUGGCUUAAACUAAAUAAGAAUAAGUUGAGUCACUUGCCUAAGCCUCUAUUUGAGAAGCUGUCACAGUUGAAACAUUUGGAGAUGUCACGGAAUAAACUGAGCAUUAUUGAAGGCCUCUCAUUCCUUGGAUUAGACAACUUACAAAAUCUGUUGCCUGUCCCCCCCCCUUCUCUAAAGGCACGGUUGCCUGCCCCCUACUCACUAAAGGCACGGUUGAAUUCACUAAAGGCGCAGUUGCCCUUCUCUUCCCUAAAGGCGCGGUUGCGUGUCCCCCCCUUCCCUAAAGGCGCGGUUGCGUGUCCCCCCUUCCCUAAAAGGCGCGGUUGCGUGUCCCCCCCUUCCCUAAAGGCGCGGUUGCGUGUCCCCCCCUUCCCUAAAGGCGCGGUUGCGUGUCCCCCCCUUCCCUAA
Molecule: messenger RNA, 543 nt
Organism: Acanthosepion pharaonis
Lineage: Eukaryota; Metazoa; Mollusca; Cephalopoda; Sepiida; Sepiidae
Source: the annotation of a GenBank genome assembly